Messenger RNA from Sesamum indicum (sesame), 1449 nucleotides. RefSeq lists its product as uncharacterized. The record is from RefSeq and is a predicted model, not a curated record. Lineage: Eukaryota; Viridiplantae; Streptophyta; Magnoliopsida; Lamiales; Pedaliaceae.
CGAAAUGGCUUCACCUGUGUUCAAACACCUCCUGUUUUCAGGUCUGGUGGUAUUCGUGAUCUUCAUUUCCAUUCCCAGUCAGAUUUUUCCUCUGAAAAAAGGGCUUACAUCGGAAACAAGCUCUUCGUUUUCACCCAGGAUUAAUGAUUACUCUUCACAACCAAACUACCCUCCGACCAAUCUCAGCCACCUUGUGUUCGGGCUUCUGGGCUCUGAAAAGGCGUGGCAUCAUAGAAAAGCAUACAUAGAAUCCUGGUGGAGACCGAAUGCCACUCGUGGGUUUCUAUAUUUAGACAAAGCCCCGACAGGCGACCUCCUGCCCUGGUCCAAUGCCUCCCCGCCUUACAGAGUUUCUGAUAACCUGACGGAGUUCUUGCGAGAGACCGACGCCCUAGCGCCUGUAAUGAUCCGUAUGGUCCAUGGAAUAAUGGAGGUGUUCAGAGAGGCAGACAACGAGAACCUGAGAUGGGUUGUAAUGGGAGACGACGACUCUGUGUUUUUCGUGGAUAACAUAGUAGAUGUUCUUGGACAGUAUGAUCACACAAAGUACUACUAUCUUGGCGGGCAGUCGGAGUUUAUAAUGUCGAAUUACUGGUUUUCAUUCAACCAGGGAUUUGGAGGAGCUGGAUUCAUGCUGAGUUACCCUCUGGCCAAAGCCCUGUCUAAAGACAUGGAAAGCUGUCUCCGGAGAUAUGCUAAGUGGGGAUCUGCUGAUCAGAUAACAAUGGUUUGCAUUGCUGAUAUUGGAGUCAAUCUAUCUCCUCAGAAGGGCAUUCACCAGAUUGAUUUACGCGGCGAUAUCUCAGGAUUCUUAUCAUCCCACCCGAAAUUCCCACUAAUAUCCCUCCACCAUUUCGACGGGGUGGAACCGAUAUUUCCCAGCAUGGACCGUUAUGAGUCCACUCGCCACCUCAUGAGGGCGGCCGCCGACGACCAGUCCCGCAUGUUGCAGCAAACCAUCUGCCAUCACAGGCAAAGCAGCUGGUCCUUCUCCGUUUCUUGGGGCUACUCCGUACACAUAUACGAGAAGAUCAUGCCCAGGAGUUAUCUGCAGAUGCCCAUCGAAACCUUCAAAACCUGGUCCAGCACCCCAAGGCCGCGCCCACAUUACAUGUUCAAUACGAGGUUGCCUUCCAAUGAUUCUUGCGAAGCUCCCCAUGUUUUCUUCUUCCAGAGAGUGGAGAAGUCCUCGACGGGGAUUCUCACCACCUAUUCUCGGGCAGCGCCGCGCGGGCUGCCGCCGUGUGGUAACCAUACGGCGGAUUUGCUCUCCGAGAUUCACGUGUUUUCACCGUCGACCAAGCGGAAGGAGAUGGAUCGAUGCGAAUGCUGCGACAUUGUUGGUGUUGGUGGCGGCAAGGCAGAGCUCAAAUUUAGGGAAUGCAUCAUCAAUGAGAUUAUUGCUUAACCAUUUUUCUAGUAUAUAAAUUAAAAUUCUAUUAUACCCAA